CGGGAACGGCGGCGAGAGAGGGCCCCGCCGGAGACAGAAACCCUCGGAGUAGAGACGCACGAUUCCUCCGGCCCCGCCCCGCGCUCCCGGCCCUCAGCAUGAGCGUCUGGGAGAAGGAGCAUCUCUGGCUCUACCUGCUGGCGCUGGGCUUCGAGCCGGGAGCGGGAGCCGCCGCCGCUGCCGGGAGGCUCAGCAUCCACCUCAGCCUGGGCGUGAACAUGUUUGACAAGCCAAACAAGGAUGCUUUUCAUGUGGUUGCGCGCUUCUUGUUUACUAAACUGGAUCAUUCACGCUCAAUAGAGAUCUUCCGAUUUUGUUGCCCUCCAGCGGAUAAAAAGGGAGAUGCUGAAUUCAGGAAGCAAUGCUGUGAAUGGCUAAAAAAAAUUUCAGAUGAAUGUGGAAACAGCUUUCCCCCGGUUGUAGCCUCACUAUUUCUUUCUCCUGGUGGUCCUAAAUUUAUUCAUCUAAUGUACCACUUUGCAAGAUAUGUAAUAGUACAACAUAUGAAAAAAGAUUCUGAAGACACCAAUAUACAUUUUCCGGAAGCUGUGAAUUCAAGGCCUCAUGACUCAUAUAAGGCAGCAGCAAGAUACAGGGUGGCAUGUAUUCGAUUUUUACAGUCUAUACAAAGGGAAGAUUUUGUAAUUCGAGAGUACCAGAGAAAAGCACAAUUAUUGACUAAACAAAUAAGAGACCCAAGAUCUGAAUGUGCAGAGCUGCACAAACUGCUUCAAAAAAUGGAGCAAAAUAGCCAAAAGCAAAGUAACAAAGCAGAGAGAGUUCAAAAGGUUCGCUCCAGGUGGGCAUCUGUAAUGGAAACACUUACAUUCUUGGAAAAGGAGAAAGAAGUUGUAGAUUCUGUUCUUGAUGGUCACGUGGACCAGUAUGCUUUAGAUGGAACUAAUGUCACUAUCAACGUUCCAAGGCUGCUGCUUGACAAAAUUGAAAAUCAAAUGUACAAAUUGCAUAUAGGAAAUGUAUAUGAAGCUGGAAAACUCAAUCUGUUAACAGUCAUUCAAUUAUUAAACGAAGCAUUGAAGAUUUUAAGAUCUGAACGUCAACAAGUUGACCAUGAGGCACUAAAAUUAGAUCUUCAGUAUAUUGAAGGGAAGACCAAAUUUCAGAAUAAAAUUUUAUUGGGUCUGAAGUCCAUGAGGCACAAACUGAAGCGAGAGGAUCACGUGUCCAUAGUGGAAUCAAUUGCUGAAAAACAAAGAGAUUGGGAUAUGAAGUGGGAAAACUUCCUUGGCCAGUCUCCCUUCAGUUUAAUUAAAGAUCAGAAUCCAGUACUUGAUUUGUUACCAGCUAUGUCUCCUCUUUCUUUCGAUCCUGCAACAGAAGAGGCUUAUAAAAGCAGCGUCUUCUGUAAAUAUCCAGCAUCAAUUCCAGAUACGCCAAAAAAGGAUUGUCAAGCAAAUGACGAUAAGAAAGAGGAUGCAGCAAUGGAAAGUAUAAUGGACACCACAUCUACAGGAAGGAUGCUCUCACACUUGCAGUCAACUACACAGAGCUUUCUCACAGCUGAACCCAGCAGUGUGGUACUUGAAAAGGAUGUACAUACUACAACUCCAAAAAGGAAAGAACGGUCUGUUUCUCAAAAAAUCUUAAAAUAUGCAGUGCACAAACCUAGACCAAUAGAAGCCUGGGAGAAUGGAGACACUCAUGUACUCCAAUCACCAACUGCAAUUAGAAGAGAAGAUCCCGUUAAGAAAGCACAAGAGCAACUGGCAGAAGAGGUUGCAGAUGUAGUGGUAUCAGAAUCGACUCAGGGUGCUGGAAGAAAAGGAAUGGAGUUAGAUGACCUAAUUGGCUCAUUGGCUUCUAACCCUUUCUUAACAAGGAAACAGAUCCCACGAACUCCAGAAAAUCUGAUUACUGAAAUUAGAAGCUCAUGGAGAAAAGCUAUUCAAGCUGAAGAUCCUUCAGAUACAGAGUUGGCUCAGACUGAAAUGGUGACAAAAGAAGCUCCAUUGGAUCUAGAGUCUGCAAUUUGUAGCCGAAUAGAUUCUAGUAUGGCCUGCUUUAUGUCUUCAUCUCACAUGUCUGACCUUAAUGUUUCUAAUUUACUAGAAGGGAAAUCUUCAGUAAGCUGGAUGACACCUGCACCUAAAAAGCAAGUGGUGGUUAGUCACAUCAGUGAAUCGCCAACACAGAUACCAGCUACAAGAAUGCCAGAUAACGAAAGAUCCUGGGAGCUUGGAUCAAAACAUACUGUUUCAAGUAAAAGUCUCACAGAAAAUCUAGAAGAAUCUGUCUUUCCAGCUGUAGAUAAGAGCAUGAAUCCUCUGGAUAAUAGUGCAGAGAGAGAUAUUAAAACAGAUGCUCUAUCACCUUAUUUUUGUCAGAAUUCUUCAAUGCAUACAACUCUGCCAUGGGAUGCUUCUCAAAUGGUAAGUGGUACUAGUUCUGACAGUCGUGAAGUUAUCCAGUUUGGAAUACUACAUGAGACUCUUCCAGAGGAACUUGGCAACAUAAGUCUUAAUAGCUCUAAAAGUUUAGAGACUGAUGAUGAAGUCGAAGGUAACUCAAGGGACAGCAAGUCUUUAGAAAACAUAGUGAAAAAUGAAUGGGCCGCUCAAGAAUGCAAACAGGAUUUACAGUCUAUUCGCAACAGGUAUGAAGCACUGAAAAAGACAGUUUUUGGAAAUGAGGCAGAUUCAUUUCAGUCACCUAGAAAACAAUUUCUGAGGCAUAGAUCAGAGAUAAACCUUACUCCAGGAUGCACAGAAACAAAAGAAGUAUUUAGUCCUCUAGGAAAACUCUAUGCAUUGGAUGCAGAGUAUAUCAAGACACCUUCACGCAUGUCUCUUUUUGAAAGAAGGCACACUUUUUCUCCACUGAUUGCAUUUUCUCCAGUUCAAGACAGACUAAGGCCAAUGACGCAAAAGAAACCUGGAGACUUCCUGCAUAACUUGAAGGAAGAAGAGAAUUUGAAGGAGAAACUGGAUGCAAAAGAAUCAUCAUCUGAUAUAAAGACACGUAAAGAUGAAGCAGUUUCACACUUAAUAGAAUUAUGAUGCACUUGGAUGCGUAAUGCUUGUGUACUAAACAAUUAGACGUACAAUUUAAAAUGCUAUUUGUAAUUUACAUUUUUCAAACUCAUUCUUCCAUUUCAGACAGAAAUUCUGCCAAUACAUCGUUAAAAUAAGCAUUUAAAUGUAACCUGGGAAGAAAUUUCCUUUGUGUACUGUGUCCAUUAAGGCUGAAUUCUUUCUUUGGUCAUUGACCAGAGGGACUUGGAGAUUUUUGACCAUUGAUAUGAGAAGACUAAUAGUCAGAUGUGUGGAAUCAAACAUUUUGUUGGAUUGUGUGGUUAAGUCAUGCACACUGAAACUCCUGAGGCUGACGCGACUUCCUAAAACAGUUCACAUUUUAAUCUGAAGUAUUAAAAAAAAAAACUAGUCAAGGACCCUGUUGAAAAAUGACAUUUAACCAGGUGCAUUAUAAGAUAUCAAGGAUAUCAUUCUUUAAUUUCUGAAGUCUAGCAAAAUUGGAACUUUAAUUACCACACAAAUUGUGAAUGGACUUUGUAGGAGAAAGAGGAUGGAUUCUUGUAAAGGCCUCCUCUCCCCAGUUCCCUGUUUGGGGAAUGACGUUUGCCUCCCAAUCUGACUUGUCAAGUUUAUUUUAUGGAGGCCCUUUUUCUGCCACCAGCUCUGGUGCCCCAAUUCCACAGCAGCCUGGUUCCACUGGUAGUACCCUUGGUUAUAGCAUUGUUUGUCAGGAGAAAUGAUGGGGCUAUUCAGAAAAGGCCUGGAGACCUUUCCUGCCCUGCCCAUUGUAAGCAACUGAAAACUUCUGUGUAUUCAGAUCAAGGUGUGGGUGUGAUUUAGCCUAAUUUAUUGACUUGCAAGGGAAGAGAAUCAAUUUGGUAAGAUGGAGCACUGAUGUCUAUGGCCUCACUACUCCACCUUCCAUAAACAAACCUCUUGACUUAAAACUGUGGGGACCAGUGACUGUUCAAGUAGAACUAAAGGCAAAGUGAGGAAAGAUUUAGGGAGGGGGAGUCAAGUGGAAGAAAGGCACAUGAAGAGUAGGACAAAGGAGUGCUCCCAAACACUGUAACUAAGCCCACUAACAAGACCAAUUAGAAAUCCACUUAUGGGUUAAAGUAAUUUAGGAUUUUUGUCUAACUUUAGAUUUCAUGUUUGACUUUGUCUUGUGUUUAUUUAAACUUUGUUUUUAAAUAGUUUAUUAAAAUGAAAAACAGUUUUCAAUCUUGUUACAGAAAUAUUUAAUUUUAUAAACU
This is a messenger RNA of Emys orbicularis (European pond turtle), 4249 nucleotides long. RefSeq names its product HAUS augmin like complex subunit 6 (gene HAUS6). The record is from RefSeq and is a predicted model, not a curated record. Bases 99 to 3017 code for a protein of 972 amino acids. NCBI's taxonomy places the organism in Eukaryota, Metazoa, Chordata, Testudines, Emydidae. Gene Ontology annotation, cellular component: mitotic spindle microtubule; HAUS complex. The transcript has 17 exons. Gene Ontology annotation, molecular function: microtubule binding. Gene Ontology annotation, biological process: spindle assembly.